ACGCCCCGUGUGAAUGCAGCGUAUAGUUGCUACUACUUACAUGUUUCAGGCGAGCGUUUGGAUGUCCUGCCCGAUGUAGCCUACUGUAAUUACCACAUAGACCAGCUGUUAAUGAUCUGUCCGUCACAGACUGCGUGAUUUCGCCAGUUUUUUUUUCUGCAACUAAGCGACUAAUCAAGUUUUGGUCGACUAAGCCUCUUUUUGCUGACUAUUAGGGGCAGCCCUAUUCAACAGAUUCAUUAAAACUAUCCGAUUCAAAGGAAAGAUUAGUUAACGAAUCAGGCACACAAGUUGUAUGAAUUUCUUUUAUACUUAAUUGUUUUUUUUGUUUCUGUUCAAUGUAAUUGCUUGGAAAAGAGCGACCAGUACACAAUAGAAAUUAUUAUUAUAAUAACAAUUAUUUUGUGUUCUGCAGAAGAAAAGAAAUCAUACAUGUUUGGAACAACAUGAGGGAGAAAGGACCAGAGAUGUUCUGAAUGAAAGGAGGAUCUGGCAGCCUUUCGAUAACAAUGCUGGAGAACUUGAGCGGAGCCCACAUUGAUCGACCCGCCCCUAGAUCAUCCACGUUCAGCUUCUCUGCCCUGUUUGCUCUGCCACACCAUCUUCACAUGGAUGGGAGCAGUCAUCCAUUCAGGAGGACUCUGUACCGGUUGAAGUUAGUGAGUUCUCCAAAUCUGAGUCAGCUGGGGAAAAAUGAAAAGGCUUCAUUAGAGGAGAGAGGAUCAGGCCCUAAUGCCACAUGGAACAGCAUUCACAACGCAGUUAUUGCCGUAUUUCAAAAGAAAGGACUGGCAGACAACGAACUCUAUACACUCAAUGAAGGCGUGAGGCAGCUAUUGAAAACGGAGCUGGGCUCGUUCUUUACGGAAUACCUCCAGAAUCAACUUUUAACUAAAGGCAUGGUCAUUUUACGGGACAAAAUAAGGUUUUAUGAAGGUCAGAAGUUAUUGGACUCUUUGGCUGAGACAUGGGACUUUUUCUUUUGUGAUGUUCUCACUAUGCUUCAAGCCAUCUUCCACCCAGUCCAGGGGAAGGAGCCAUCAGUGCGUCAGCUGGCCCUGCUGCACUUUCGAAACACCAUCACCCUUAACGUGAAGCUGGAGGAGGCUCUGUCCAGACCACGAGCCCGUGUGCCUCCCUCCAUCGUCCAGAUGCUUUUGGUGUUACAGGGGGUUCAUGAAUCCAAAGGUGUUAGUGAAGAAUACCUGAAGCUGGAGUCCCUCAUUCAGACGGUGGUGUCGCCAUACCUGAGCACGCAGGGACUGUGUUCACAUGAGUGCGGCGCCUCUCACUGCUCCUGUGUGAUUGAGAGGCGUUUGCAGUAUUGCUGGUCCAAGUCUGCAGACCUGCCCUCCAGUAACCCAGUAGUGCGCUCCAAAAGCUACAACAUCCCCAUGCUGACCCCCGUGGCUGAGUACGACUCCGAAGUGAGCUCUGUGGGCAGCGUGGGCAUCCGGCGUCACUCCGCAUGCGAUGUCACUUCCUGCAUAGAGCACCAGGGCUAUUCGGCCCUGUCUGUGGGAAUAGAGACCAGCUCAACCCCCAGACUUUCACUGGAUCAUGACCUCACCCUGUCCGGUGUGGUACGAGGGGCCACGGGACAGCCCGUUCUAAUUUCUCCGCCCGUCUUCAUCCACACCUCCGCAGGGUGUCUGCACCCACCAGAUGCCCAGGUGGCUUCAUCCGAUGUGGACAAAGGCCUUUCGUCACCCCCGAGCUGCUCCUCCAGUCCGGAGACGAUCGUAAUGCAGGGGCUGGACUCACUGGAAUCGGAUCCUGAUGGAAUCUUCAUCGACUUUUCCCACUGCCGCUCUGAUUCUUUUGGAACAAGCAGGAAAACUAGCUGAUGGAAUGAAUUGCUGUGAAGAAUCCAUUUCAGAUGAUUGAUUAUAAACUACUACAAUUUUCUGUGAACUUGUGAAGUAGCUCCGUACGUUGUGUAUUUUUAAAACUGGAAUUUCAUUCCAGCAUUGCGCAAAAGCCAAGGCUGUUUUGUGGGAAAAAUGGGAGAGGACUCAAUUUAAAGUGAUUGUUUUCAUAAUGUUCUAAACCUGUGGAUGAAUUUUUGAAUUUUUCUACAUAGAUUUUCAUUGACAAUAGACAUGGAAUAUGUCCAUUUUAUUCAAUCUAGUACUGUCAAAUCAAUUAAUCGCGAUUAAUCUCUUCUAAGAUAAAAAUGUGUUUACAUUUUUUAUAUAUAUAUAUAUAUAUAUAUAUACAUAAUGUGUGUAUAUAUUAUAUUUAAACAAAUUUUUAUCUUAGAAGCAAUCGAUCGCGAUUAUUAGAUUUGACAGUACUAGAUUGUCAAAUUGAUUAAUCAUGAUUAAUCGCUUCUAAGAUUAAAGUUUGUUUAAAUAAAAUAUAUACACACAUAUAAUGUAUUUAAAUGUAAUAUAUAUACACACAUAUUAUGUAAACAAACUUUUAUCUUAGAAGCGAUUAAUCGAUUUGACAGUAUUAGAUUGUCAAAUUGAUUAAUUGCGAUUAAUCGCUUCUAAGAUAAGUUUGUUUAAAUAUAAUAAUAUAUAUACACACACACACACACAUGCAUUUAAAUAUAAUAUAUAUACACAUAUAUUAUGUAAACAAACUUUUAUCUUAGAAGCAAUUAAUCAAUUUGACAGUACUAGAUUGUCAAAUGGAUUAAUCGCGAUUAAUCGCUUCUAAGAAGUUUGUUUAAAUAUAAUAUACACACACAUUAUGUAUUUAAAUAUAAUAUAUAUAUACACACAUUAUGUAAACAAACUUUUAUCUUAGAUGCGAUUAAUCACGAUUAAUCGAUUUGACAGUACUAGAUUGUCAGAUUGAUUAAUUGCGAUUAAUUGCUUCUAAGAUAAGUUUGUUUAAAUAUAAUAAUACAUACACACAUAUAUUAUGUAAACAAACUUAUCUUGGAAGCGAUUAAUUGAUUUGACAGUACUAGAUUGUCAAAUUGAUUAAUCGCGAUUAAUCGCUUCUAAGAUAAAAGUUUGUUUCAAUAUAUUAAUACAUACACACAUUAUGUAUUUAAAUAUUAUAUAUAUAUAUAUAUAUAUAUAUAUAUAUAUAUUCACAUAUAUAUUAUGUAAACAAACUUUUAUCUUAGAUGCGAUUAAUCGCUAUUUACCGAUUAGAUGGCACUAAACGUAUUUUACUGUCUCUCAUUUUAUGUUUAAAGGUGCAGUCACAUUUACUGUUGUUCAGUGAAUUUUCACAGGCAAAAUCCAGUCAUUUCAAUAGAAAUCCACGUGAUUUUUGCGGGAAUUUCACAAAUGAUUUCCCCACACAGAUUUCGCAACGGGUUCAAGUUGGUCACGCAAAUUCGCCGUGUUGACCAACGGAAAGCUGCUUGGUAUGAAAGUGACUUCUGUGUGAGCUGUGCUUCAAACAUCUCUACAUUAUUAAUAUUAAACAAUUGACCUUUUUUGCUCGCAAAAUGUGACCGCACCUUAAGUGAGCCUCACUUAACGUAUUGUUUUAUGAGGCAACAGUAUCACUAAAUGUAGAAAUCUCUUCCAUUAUUGUCUCUCUUGAUCUCAUGCACUAUUUAUUGUCAUAGGGCUUUAAAUGAACUACAUUUAGUGCUUAUAAGUCAUUGCCAAUCUAACCUGCACUCUUAAUGGUAUAAAAUUAAAUUAGUCUCUUAAUUUGUGAGAAUAACUAUUGCUAAUGAUAAUAUAGUGCAGAACAUUGUACGUUCUCAAGCUUGUUGCUUUUUUAUGUGAUGAUAAUGAGCUGCCAGAGAGCAAACAGGGUUUGCUAAUUGAAUGUGUUAACAAAAACUCCCUUUUAGCUAGUUGAUAAAAUAGUACAAAUACAGAAAAUGGUGUGAGAUGAAACUGAAAUAGAAAAUUUCACUUAUUGGCUAUAAUAUGCUAUUUUGUAAGGUAAUUUUAUAUAACAUUUGCUUAAUUUAAAAAGACUUUUGUCUGAUUUCUUUAGAAUUUAAGAGUUAAUUUAAUGGGUUAAAUAACCGUAAGCAUAAUUGGAUGAAUGUAUAUUCCAGAAUAUAAAACAGAAAGGAUGCAUAAACGCCCCAUUGUAUGAAAAAUGAUAAGGAAAAGAGUUUUGUGAUUUUUGUUUCUCUUAUUUUUAUGUAUGGAAGCUUUUUGACUUAGGUUAUAAAUUGGUCAAUUUCUCUGUAGUUUUAUAGAAAGAAAUUGAGCAUAUCUUGCAUAGAUUUUUUACACAAGGAACAUUUUUAGAAAUUUAAAAGGUUUACAGUGGUACUUUAAUACCUUGCACUGUAAUUUCUGAAGUCUGUGCUUUGUUUCAUACUGAAUUUGUUAUCAGCUUUCAUGUGUGCUGCUGUGGACAACCUCAACAAGACUGAAUUUGUAGUAAAAUGCUUUUAUGCUUCA
Molecule: messenger RNA, 4340 nt
Organism: Ctenopharyngodon idella (grass carp)
Lineage: Eukaryota; Metazoa; Chordata; Actinopteri; Cypriniformes; Xenocyprididae
Gene: prr5a
Product: proline rich 5a (renal)
Exons: 10
Coding region: 477-1847 (456 amino acids)
Biological process (GO): TORC2 signaling
Cellular component (GO): TORC2 complex
Source: RefSeq, a predicted model, not a curated record